AUGGUACAACCAGUUGCAAGUGGUGUUUCUGAACACUCCACGCAUUUCUUCGACCCGGCAGAAGAUCUGUUCACGGACGACACUCCCUCUGCCAGCGGUCAGACGGAACCCGCACCCGGAGCCGCCGGUGACGCACAGCUGCAGCCUGCUGUCAUCGCGCCGCCACGUGCGCCUCCCUCCACCACGCCCAGGCAGCUGGUACGGCCGCCCGGACCGCGCCCACCACAGGCGCACCGGUCGCCCCCACCACAGCCGCCAGCGGACUACGUCACGCGCGCCGGCCGCCGCGUCCGAUUCAAACGGCCGUGCUGCGUCGCCAGCGCGCCACGACACCGAAACCGGCAGUCACGCGCCCGAGCCGCCGAACGCCUUCAGAAUUCGGCGCCCACGAGCCGCCGUCCGCUGUAG
Messenger RNA from Schistocerca piceifrons (Central American locust), 408 nucleotides. Its product is annotated as lysine-rich arabinogalactan protein 19-like. The record is from RefSeq and is a predicted model, not a curated record. NCBI's taxonomy places the organism in Eukaryota, Metazoa, Arthropoda, Insecta, Orthoptera, Acrididae. The transcript is spliced from 2 exons. The coding region runs from base 1 to 408 and encodes 135 amino acids.